CUCCAAUGAGCCUAUCACAUAGGCGGUUCAGCAGGUACGCCUUCCAUGAAGGUUGCACCGCCUUGUAGCAGUGUGUAUUUUUUUCUCUAUGCUUUUUUUGUAACUAAAGCUGGGAUGUGUAGGACGUCACAUGUUGUUUUUCCUCUUCAGUUCAGUCACUUAGCGAUAUGUGUUAUUUACUGGUUAACUGUUACGCACGCCGUAUGCGGUGGCCAGAGCUUGGAAUGAGAUAGAAGCAAGAACUACAGACGAGUUUCCUCCAUUUGCGCUUCAAGGAGAGAGAGAACAUACAACUUAAGCGAGAAAGUGAGAGUUUUCAGGACACGAGAAUGGCGAGUCCGCCGCAAACGGGAGGACACUUACUUUCCAGCGUUUACGUGAAUAACAACAACAUUAAGAAGUGCGGAUACCUGAAGAAGCAGAAGCAUGGGCACAAGAGAUUCUUCGUGUUGAAGGAGCAGAGCGACGGCUUCCCUGCCCGGCUGGAAUAUUACGAGAGCGAAAAGAAAUGGAAGAACAAAUCGGCAGCGAAGAGGGUCAUACCCCUGGAUUCCUGCUUGAACAUUAACAAGAGGGCAGACGCCAAACACAAACACCUCAUCGCCCUUUAUACCAAGGACGAGUAUUUUGCUGUGGCUGCCGAAAAUGAACAGGAGCAGGACAAUUGGUAUGAAGUCUUAACGGAUUUAAUGAAUGAGGGGAGAGUGUGUGACGGAUCGUGUAAUUCAGCCUCGUCGCUGGUGGGUUUUGACGAGGCGAGCUACGGUAUGAUUACGCCGGUAAACGCCGCUUAUAAGGAGGUUUGGCAAGUGAAUUUGAAAUCGAAAGGACUUGGUCAGAUUCGGAAUUUAACGGGAGUAUACAGACUUUGUUUGUCAAGCCGGAGUAUUAGCUUCGUCAAACUGAACUCGGAGGUGGCUUCUGUCAGUUUACAACUGAUGAACAUUAGGAGAUGCGGCCACUCCGACAGCUUUUUCUUCAUCGAAGUGGGCAGGUCCGCGUCAACCGGUCCUGGUGAACUCUGGAUGCAGGCGGACGAUUCCGUGGUAGCUCAAAAUAUACAUGAAACUAUUUUGGAGGCUAUGAAAGCCAUGAAAGAGCUGUCGGAAUUCCGACCCCGCAGCAAGAGCCAGUCCUCAGGUACAAACCCCAUCUCCGUGCCCAGCAGGCGGCAUUUGAACAACCUCCCGCCGAGUCAGACGGGGCUGCUGCGCCGCUCUAGGACAGACAGCAUAGCCGCCACGUCUCCUGUCACCAAAUUCUCAUCGUGUCGGAUAAGAACGGCCAGUGAAGGCGACGGAACUAUGAUACGCCCAAUGUCAGUCACGGGUAGCCCCAUCAGUCCCAGUGUGACCCGGACCCAGCUGAGCAGGUCCAACACAGUGACAGCUCGCCCCUGUCGGACUUUCGAAUCCCCCUCCUUGCAGCAUAGCAAAUCCAUGUCCAUGCCUGUGUCUCGCUGCUCUCCCUCAGCCACGAGCCCAGUCAGCCUGUCCUCCAGCUCUGGGAAUUGCUCCAACCUGGAGAGCGCUCCCCGCCCAUCAAGCUGCAGCGCGUCUGUCUCAGGGUCGCCUAGCGACGCAGGCUUCAUUUCCUGCGAUGACUGCGCCUCCAGCCCCGGGGAUGGAGUACGGGGUUAUCUGUUGGCCUCCAACCGCAGCAACACCCCAGAGUCUUUCACAGACACCCCACCCACCCAGGAGGGUAGUGGCCUGCAUGGGUACAUGAUCAUGGAGCGCCGGCAUGUGGGUCUGACCCCCUUCUCCCAGCGAAUGUCUCGAGCCGGUGUAGGGGAUGAUGGGCUGCUCUUGGACCUGGAGAAGGCCUACCGUAAGAGGACCCACUCCCUUACCAUGCCUCACCAGAAGAGGGCGCCAGCACAGGUCUCCUCAGCCUCACUGGAUGAGUACACUCUCAUGAGGGCCUCCUACACCUCUAACAACCUGGGCGGGGGCCACUCUUCCAGCCGCAGCUCGCACACCGCCUCCCCAAAAGUCACGUACCCGGAGGACUACGGCGACAUCGAAAUCGGAUCCCUUCUGAAGAGCCCAAGUGGCCCCCACCUGGCCAGCGUUGAUGGCUACAUGCCCAUGACCCCCGGCAUGGCCCCCCAGGGAGGCAAGGAUGACCUCUACAUGCCCAUGAGCCCCAUGUGCGUGUCGUCUCCCAAGCAAAUUAUCAACCCCAGGGGGCACCACAUACUCCCCGUCUCCAGCAAUGGCUUCCGGACCAACUCCCCCAGCAGCAGCUGUUCCCUGGAAGACAGCGGCUACAUGAAGAUGAUCUGCGGCUCAAAGCUGUCGAUGGAGAGCGCCGAUGGCAGGCUGGGCAACGGCGAGUACCUCAACAUGUCCCCCGUGGACCCUUCCUCCUGCUUGGUGUCCCUCACUCCUCCUGAUUAUUUCCUGGCCUCUCUCGGCCCUGCAGAGAGACACCAGUUGCAGCAGCAGCAGCAGCAGCAGCAGCAGCAGCACCACCACACUCUCCACUUGCAGCGGGUGCCUUACUCCUUCAAUUCCCUGCCUCGUUCCUACAAGCCCCAGCAGCAGCAGAAGCAGCAGCAGAAGCAGCAGCAGCAGAAGCAGCAGCAGCAGCAGCAACAGCAACAGCAACAGCAACAGCAACAGCAGCAGCAGCAGCAUAAUGGGAACGGUGACCAGUAUGUGAUGAUGAGUCCACAGACGCAGAGGAUAGUGGAAGAGCCCUCUGGCAGCUGCUGCUGCUCUCCCCCGCGGCAGUCUGAAACAGCCCUCCCCUCCUCCCCCUCGGGCCCUUCUCCGGUGAGGCAGAGCCUCGUGCACCGGGGCCGCCUCAGCAGACCCUCACGCCUCUCCCUGGACACUCUGCCCACCCUGCCUAGCAUGACCGAGCACCCAUUGCCCGCGGAGCCUAAGAGUCCUGGCGAGUACGUCAACAUCGACUUCAGUGCUCAGCAUUUCUUCACGCCUCCAACUUCAUUUUCCCAACCCUGUAAGGUUCCCUCCUCCUCAUCAUCCUCCUCCUCAUCCUCUUCGUCGUCAGAAAGCCCCGCAACCUCGUCGUUGGGCUUCCCGAGCAGCCAGAGGGGAUCCCCGAUCCUGUCUGACUACAUGAAUGUGGACUUGAGCUCGUGCUCCCCGAAGAGGGAUAUCACACCUGCCCUAGACCCUUUGGACUCACUACCUGAGCUGUGCCCAUGUGAGAAUAAGGACAAGGAUGCCAACAAGGAGGAAAGGGAGGGUGUAUAUUCCUUGGUACCGCCCGUCGUGCCAGGCUGCCCGGCUAACAAAGAUGAUUACACAGAGAUGACGUUUGGAGGGGCUGGCUCCCCUGCCCAGCCCGUCAGCCUGCAGUCAGGAAGCGAUUGCAGUCAGAUCACCACCAGUCCCACCAUCCGCGUACAGAGGCUGACGCUGGGAGAUGCCACUGGUGGCAACAGCUGCGGGGGCAUCGAGGCUUUCCUGCUGCCCGGCGUCUCGGACGCUAUGGCGGUCUCGGACCCCGACCGGGGCGCCAAGGUGAUCCGGGCCGAUCCCCAGGGCCGCCGGCGCCACAGCUCGGAGACCUUCUCCUCCACCACGACCGUCACACCCGUCUUUCCCUCGUUUGCCCACCACGCCAAGCGCCUGAGCUCUGCUUCGGUGGAGAGUGUGCCGGCGACGGUACGCGACAGUGAGAGCGUGGACGAGGGGCACUCGUACUCGGCCAACAGCCCCAUGUGCCGUCAGACGUCGGCCGGCUUCCAGAACGGACUUAACUACAUCGCCUUAAACCUGAUGGACGAGGGGCUGCCCGGGUGUGAUGCCCUGGUGCGAUUCAAGGCUACCAGCUGCUGCAAAGGAGGCAUCAAUGGAAUACACGCCAGUCCCUAUGCCAGCCUUGGCUUCAAGGAAACAGCCACAGCUGUAAAAGAUUGAUUGGUGUAGGAGGAGUACCGCCCCACCCCACCCCAGCCACGAUAGAAAGGAGGGUGGCCGCUGGCCCUGGCUGGACUGCCGUACAGAGAGGCCACAGCCCCCCCUCAGACAGAUGGACCUCCCUAGCCUUUGCUACGGGCCACCCAUCGCUGACCUUCCAGGAGCCUUUGGGACUGCAGUUGUCACGGCAACACGGACUAUUGACUCCUGCCCCCGAAAAGGACCCACACCCCACUCCACGCCCCUCUUGCUCCAAAAGAGGACCAUAACCCCCCCCCCCCCAAUCCAAUCAUCUGCCCAAUGGACCUCCUAUGAUCAGGAACUCUCUUUUGCUGCUCUUCAAGUGAGAUUAUGGACUCAUAAGUAAAAAAUAAAUGAAAAAAACUAAAGCAAAAAAAAAUAGUGAGGUACAGAAUGGUACAUCCGCGUUGACUUAUGGUUUCUUCCUCAUGGAUAGAUAGGGUUGAUUUUUAGAGGCAUAAUUGUUAAUCCUUAAGUAUAUUCCUUUUUUCACUGGUUUCAUUGCUCAUUUUAACAAUGGAGGGGCCAGUGCACCUCCCCUACAUAAACCUGUGAAUCGAGGCUGCAAUGAGAACAUGGGUACGUACACAAACACACACACACACACACACACACAUACCAUACCGCACAAACACACACACAUACACACACCCUCUGUCUCUUAGCACAUGGCAUGUAUUUAUUUAUUUAUAUGUGUGCAAUUACACACAUAUGUAUGUGUGUGGUUUUACCCGCAUGUGUGGUCAUAGCACUGCAACUGAGGUGACAUUUCAGAUAUAUCUAUCUAGCUAUCUAGCUAUAUAUAUGCAUAUAUAUAUAUAUAUAUAUAUAGAUAGAUAUAGAUAUAUAUCUAUGUGUAAUAUAUAUAUAUAUAUAUACCCCAACAAAUUCAAUAAGCAGUUGCUUGAUACACCCUACCUCAGACUGAGCCAGGUUAUUACUUGUGUAUGAGACAAAAAGAGUAUAUAUUGGAGAAAAAGAAAAAUAUAACUAAUUUAUUUUCAGAGCUGAAUGUUUUUUUUUUUUUCCUAAAACACCAAUCCAAAGCCUUAUUGACUCUUCUGUAAAAUAUUUUUUUUCUGAAGAUGAUUCAUAUGGACCUAGACAUACAGAAACACAUACUUACAAAGAUAUGUCAUUUGUCAUGGAAACUGAAUGUCACAUACCUGUAGUCGAACCCAGCACCUUCAUAUAUAUAUAGCAAAAGUGGACCUCGGCUGCGAUCAAAGAUUUCUUAUAUUACUAUAAUAGCGAUUAUUAUUAUGUGAUUUCUGUUUUUUUUUUUUUUAAAGUAUAGUACUAUUUAUCACCACUCUCAAAGGUCACGAAAGGAAUAUAGGUAGUGCUUGGCCCAUGAGUUGAUACAUGCUGAAUGAGUAGCGGUAGAAAGGCGUUAAUACUCAGAAAAAAAUGCUGGAUCUUACCAGGUCGGUACACCUACUCAUCAGUGCACCUCCGCGUGGGCCUUUUUGCAUUCUGCCUAGGCACAUCUGGACACUUUAGACUGUAAACCUUAUAACCUUCAUCUGUAAAAUCCAACCAACUGACCCAACCCUCUAGUGAUUUCUACCCAUAAUCCCUUAUCCACUGGAGACCAUUCAGGCCUCGAGGGGUUGUCCACUCCAACGCCCUCAGUGGUGAAGGCGUUGAAUGAUGAAGGUAGAAACUCACUCUGCCAUUUUCUCUCUUUCUCUCUCUCACACACACACAUACACACACACACACACACACACACACACACACACACACAGAGACUUCAGGGAUUAUUUUCUGAGGCUUGAAAACACCACUGCUGCUCCCCUCUGGCAAGACGUCUCAAAAACAAACAAACAAAAUGACAGACAGAAAACAAACAAACAAAAAAAACAAUGCUUGGUCUUGCACUUACAAACUCCUUAGAUUGUAAAACACAAGACACAUUUGAAUGUAGAGCUUUUCUGUCAGCUCCGCCAGAGACAAAUGGACUAAACGCGAUGAAAACAAAACACAAAAACAAAACAGGCACGAGACAAAACAAAAACAGACAGCACGCCAAGACGUCAUAAAAAAAAAACAUAUUUAAGAAAUACUUCAGAAUGAGUACGCCUCUGACAACACCAGUUUGUGUUAUCCAUGCAACGGUUGCCUAAGAGUUGUAAAUACUGUACAGUACAGAGAAUGCAACUGAAAAGUUGUCACGAUUUUUUUUGGAGUGUUUUAAGUUAAACGAUAAUAACUUAUGUCUUUUUUUUGUAUAUAAAUGUUUGAAAUGAAUGAAUUCCCCUCAAACAACUAAAGCACUAAUGAAGGUACUCGCCAAACCCUAAUGUUUGGUAUGUUUUUUUGUUAGCUUUGUAUGAUAAAUGCCACUAUGAAAAAUAUUUUAUAAUGCUGUAACAUUAAAAAAAAGGAGGUACAUUUUCACUUAUUAAUAUAAUGAUCCUAAAUCUUGCUACAUAAGUGCAGUCCACCAAUGGCAUAUGCAAUAUUUACACUUUUUUAAAAUAAAAUUAGUUUACAGUAAUGAACCAAAUGUUUAAAGAAAUGUGUGUUAACCUGUUAAAGCCUAAAACAUAUUUUUUUUUUGGUUUUGCUGUGCACAUUGUUUUCUGCCAACUUUGAGAGAGAAAAGUGUAUUUAGUGUUCUUUUUUGCUAUUGGACUCUGACAGUGAUUUUAUCAGUGUUUUCAUUCUGAUUCUGUAUGUAAUAUUUUUUCAGUAUCAAACGGUUGAAUACUUUUUGAGGCCUGACUGAUCAUGCUAUGUCUUCCAUUGUACAUAUGUCAUAUUACUUGCGCAUUGUGAUGCUAAGGAUAAUUUAAAACAACCCUAGUGUAAUUAGCACCGCUUUAGAUCUGUAUUGAUUCUGAAUUAGUCACAUGCAAUAAAAAGUAACAUUAUUUAAGAAAUUCCACAAA
Clupea harengus (Atlantic herring) is the source of this 6814-nucleotide messenger RNA. RefSeq names its product insulin receptor substrate 2b (gene irs2b). Gene Ontology annotation, cellular component: plasma membrane; cytosol. Gene Ontology annotation, molecular function: insulin receptor binding; phosphatidylinositol 3-kinase binding. Gene Ontology annotation, biological process: insulin receptor signaling pathway. Lineage: Eukaryota; Metazoa; Chordata; Actinopteri; Clupeiformes; Clupeidae. The record is from RefSeq and is a predicted model, not a curated record.